Molecule: messenger RNA, 630 nt
Organism: Larimichthys crocea (large yellow croaker)
Lineage: Eukaryota; Metazoa; Chordata; Actinopteri; Sciaenidae
Gene: alox5ap
Product: arachidonate 5-lipoxygenase-activating protein
Exons: 5
Coding region: 134-604 (156 amino acids)
Biological process (GO): leukotriene biosynthetic process
Cellular component (GO): nuclear envelope; membrane; endoplasmic reticulum
Molecular function (GO): glutathione peroxidase activity; glutathione transferase activity; leukotriene-C4 synthase activity
Source: RefSeq, a predicted model, not a curated record
CAGAGGGACAGAUCAUGUUUAUACUCGAUGCGCCUGUGCUGUAAAGACACACUCCUGGACCGUGAAAGAGAAGCUCUGUCUCCCUCCGUCAGCCUCUCCAUCCACCUGCUCCCACAGCUCGCACAUCAAGAUCAUGGACUCCUUUACAGUGGUGGAAAACAUCUACCUCCUGGUCAUCAUCACCCUCAUUAGCGUGCUACAGAACGCAUUCUUUGCCCAGAAGGUGGAACGGGAAUGCAACUGUCAAAACACCAAAACCUCUGCUUUUGAACGGGUUUCUUGUGCCAAUCGUAACUGCAUGGAUGCUUAUCCCACUUUCCUGGCUGUGAUGUGGUGUGCCGGCCUGUGUCUCAGUCAAGCUCCCGCUGCCUUUGCUGGCUUCAUCUAUCUUGUCGUCAGGCAGAAGUACUUUGUUGGAUACAUGGGACAAACCAGUCAAAGCACGCCUGGCUACCUGUUUGGAAAACGUGUCAUCUCCUUCCUGCUCCUGAUGUGCGUCGUGGGAAUCUCCAACUUCCUGCUGAUGCGCCACUACGGCAGCGACUAUAAGGAAUACGUGGAGACCAUCACCAACGCUGCGUCGGCUCUUCUCCUCAUCCCUUAGACUAAAUGUCAACAAUGGCAGCAGCA